AUGUUAGAAAUUCGCCCAGAACAAGAGUCCGAUAAAACUGAUGUAUUUCGAGUACAUCAAGAUGGUUUUCAACGAAAUGAUGAAGCUGAACUUGUUGAUAAACUUCGAGAAAAUAGUCAAUUUAAUACAAGCCUUUCAUUUGUUGCGUUAAUUGAUAACAAAAUUGUUGGUCAUCUUUUAUUCACACCUAUUAAAAUCAAUUAUUCGUUCACUUCGAAAUCGUUUUCGAGUCUUGCACUUGCACCUAUUUCAAUUUUGAGUGACUAUCAAAGACAAAGCAUUGGUAGUAAAUUAAUUGAAUACGGAUUAAAUGAAUUGAAAGCACAAGGUUUUGCAUCGGUUAUCGUUCUCGGUCAUGAGAAUUUUUAUCCACGUUUUGGUUUUGUGCCUGCUAAAAAGUAUAAAAUUCGAGCUCCAAUACCUCUUAAGAAUGAUAAUUGUUUUAUGGCACUUGAAUUGAAACCAGACACAUUUCCGCUGAAUGAUGAAGAAGGAGUUGUGCAAUAUUUAUCAGAAUUUGGUUUAUAA
This is a messenger RNA of Rotaria socialis, 528 nucleotides long. The record is from the annotation of a GenBank genome assembly. NCBI's taxonomy places the organism in Eukaryota, Metazoa, Rotifera, Eurotatoria, Philodinida, Philodinidae.